This is a messenger RNA of Molossus molossus (Pallas's mastiff bat), 1614 nucleotides long. RefSeq names its product probable inactive 1-aminocyclopropane-1-carboxylate synthase-like protein 2. Gene Ontology annotation, molecular function: pyridoxal phosphate binding; transaminase activity. The coding region runs from base 1 to 1614 and encodes 537 amino acids. Gene Ontology annotation, biological process: amino acid metabolic process; biosynthetic process. The transcript has 13 exons. NCBI's taxonomy places the organism in Eukaryota, Metazoa, Chordata, Mammalia, Chiroptera, Molossidae. The record is from RefSeq and is a predicted model, not a curated record.
AUGAGUCACCAAUCACACACCCUCCAUGAGCCCAGUGGCCAGAUGAAGAGCGCCCACCCCCAGCUGACGGAGCUGAUCCUGCGCUUGCAGCAGACCCUAGAGGACUACAUCACGCAUCAGGAGACCAGGCACCUGCAGCAGGACCUGGAGCUGGAGAAGCAGAACCACAGCCAGGCCACCAGGGGGCAGGAAACCACCCUCGUGCACUUGAUGUGCCAAGUGGUCAGCCUCUUCCAGUCUGGGGCCACAAAUAGCCUGGAGCUCCAAUUGGACUCGGGGGGUGAUGUUGGAGGUGGGCAGCAGGCCCAAACGUCCAGGCAGCCUGACCAGCUUCAUCACCAACUGAGUGAUGUAAAAGCUUCAUUCAUCAGCAAUGACCUGUCCGACCGUGGGACGGACACCUCUGCCUUAUACCAGUCCAGCUUUCAGGAUUUCACAACCUACCAUGGAGACAAAUAUGACGAAGACAGGAACCCCUCGGGCUUCAUUAACCUUGCUAUCAGCGAGAGCAACCUCUGCAUCGAUCUGAUCACCGAGAGGUUGAGUCGGGGUGACAUGACCUCCACUGAUGAGGCCCUUCUGCAGUAUGCUGACUGGAGAGGACACGCGUUCCUGCGGGAAGAAGUGGCCCGGUUCCUGACCUACUACUGCAAGGCACCUGUCCCGCUUGAUCCAGAAAAUGUGGUUGUUCUAAAUGGCUGCGGUGUUAUGUUCUCCUCUCUGACCAUGGUUCUGUGUGAUCCAGGUGAGGCCUUUCUGACCCCCACCCCCUUUUAUGCUGGCUUCACCUGUGCUUCCCGCCUGUACUCGAAAGUUGAGCUGAUUCACGUCCACCUGGACAGUGAGGUCACUGAGGCGAACCCCCACCCGUUCCAGCUGACAGUGCGCACGUUGGAGGAAGCCCUGCUGGAGGCGAGGACUGAGGGGAAAAAGGUCAAAGGCCUUGUGCUCAUCAACCCUCAUAAUCCCCUGGGAGACGUCUACUCUCUGGACUCACUGAGGGAAUACCUGGAGUUUGCCAAGAGGUACAACCUACAUGUGAUUAUUGAUGAGAUUUACAUGGGGACUGUGUUUGAUGAAUCCAUCCCAUUCCACAGUGUUCUGAGCAUGGAAAGUUUGCCUGACCCCAAUAGGACCCAUGUGAUCUGGGGCACCAGUAAGGGAUUUGGGAUCUCUGGCUUCCGUUUGGGCGCUCUGUACACCCGCAACAAGGAAGUGGCCUCGGCCGUGAGCACGUUUGGCUUCCUCCACGGCAUCUCUGGCAUCGCCCAGCACAAGCUGUGUCGGCUGCUCCAGGACAGAGAAUGGAUUGACAACGUGUACCUGCCCACUAACCGCUCCCGGCUGCAGGCAGCUCACAGGUACAUCACCGACAAAUUGAAAGCAUUGAAGAUCCCUUUUCUCAAUCGUGGCUCUGGCCUCUUUGUGUGGAUCAACUUGAAAGAGUACCUGGACCCGUGCACAUUUGAGGAAGAGUUGCUCCUUUAUCGCCGCUUCCUGGACAACAAGCUGCUGUUGUCCCCUGGCAAGUCCUACAUGUGCAAGGAGCCUGGCUGGUUCCGCCUCACCUUUUCGGAUAAGUUCCUCCACCUAAAAGUCGGUGAGUGGUGCUGA